ACGAUUCCCCUGUGGCCUACGCGCUCCUGCCGCAAUGGCGACCACCGCCCCCACCCUCUCUUCUCUCUCGCGCUCCUCUCUCCCCCGCCUUGCGCUGCAUCCUCCCAUGGCCGCCGCCUCCUACUCCUCCUCCGGUUCCGGUGCCAGGGCCUACUGCAGCGGCGAUGCCCUCAGCCUCCAAGUCCAAGAACCGUCGGACGCAUCCCUGUCGUCCCUCGAGAUCAUCGGCGCUCGCCGCGCGAUCCUCUCCCGCUUCGAGAGCCUUCGGCGCCCUUACAAGCCCUUUCCCCUCAUCGGAUGGAACUGUCACGUGGAGACCAUCUUCGCCGCCUUCUUCCGCUCACAACCCGCUGUUCCUCUGCGCCGCGAGUGCCUGCGGACGCGGGACGAUGGGGCAGUAGCACUCGAUUGGGUGGUCGGUGACGAUCGGCAGCUGCCAGCUGAUUCUCCCGUCCUAAUUCUCCUGCCUGGUCUAACAGGAGGAAGUGAUGAUACAUACGUGAGACAUAUGCUUGUACGAGCAAGAAGUAAAGGAUGGCGUGUAGUAGUAUUUAAUAGUCGUGGUUGUGCAAAAAGUCCUGUCACUACCCCUCAGUUUUAUUCGGCUUCUUUUACAGAAGAUCUCUGUCAAGUUGUCAGCCAUGUUUCAACACUCUAUCCCAAGUCAAAAAUAUAUGCUGUUGGUUGGUCUCUUGGAGCAAAUAUUCUUGUUCGCUAUCUUGGUCAGGAAUCUCAAAACUGUCCUCUCUCUGGGGCAGUGUCCUUAUGCAAUCCAUUUAAUUUAGUAAUUGCAGAUGAGGAUUUCCACAAAGGCUUCAAUAAUGUAUAUGAUAAAGCUCUUGCAAGAGCCCUACGAGAAAUCUUCAAAAAGCAUGCACUUCUUUUCGAAGGUCUUGGUGGUGAAUACAAUAUCCUGAUGGCAGCUAAUGCAAGGUCUGUCAGGGAGUUUGAUGAAGGAUUAACACGUGUGUCAUUUGGUUUCAAAUCAGUGGAUGAUUAUUACUUUAACUCAAGCAGUUCAAGUUCAAUUGGAUGUGUCUGCACACCUUUGCUAUGCAUACAGGCAGCUAAUGAUCCAAUUGCACCAUCUAGAGGAAUUCCUCGGGAAGAAAUUAAGGAAAAUCCAAACUGCCUAUUAAUUGUAACUCCACAAGGUGGUCAUCUCGGGUGGGUAGCGGGGGAUGAAACUCCAUUUGGAGCUCCUUGGACUGAUCAUGUGGUUAUGGAAUUUCUGGAAUACGUCAACGAAGAAAAUGUCCAGAAAGCUGAAGCUGGCCAAUUUGAUGAAUUGGAUGCUUCUCAACAAUCUCCAUCUUCUGUAUCUAUACGUGUACAAUGAUUCACACCAUCGUAUUGUUCAAUUUAUUAGUCGUGCCAUUGCACCUAAGCAUUUUGAUUUCUAUUUGAAGUUACUGUGCAAAUGAUCCAAGGGACCUCAUUCGAUCAAACAAUAUUAGGCCCUUAUUUUACUCUUUAUGCAUGAACUAUUUUGUCAGAUUAAAUGGAUGUGUCUCGAUUAUCUCA
This is a messenger RNA of Musa acuminata AAA Group (dessert banana), 1524 nucleotides long. RefSeq names its product embryogenesis-associated protein EMB8-like. Bases 35 to 1339 code for a protein of 434 amino acids. Gene Ontology annotation, molecular function: monoacylglycerol lipase activity; short-chain carboxylesterase activity. Lineage: Eukaryota; Viridiplantae; Streptophyta; Magnoliopsida; Zingiberales; Musaceae. The transcript is spliced from 8 exons. The record is from RefSeq and is a predicted model, not a curated record.